Contarinia nasturtii (swede midge) is the source of this 4517-nucleotide messenger RNA. It is a transcript of the gene Taf3, whose product is annotated as transcription initiation factor TFIID subunit 3. Gene Ontology annotation, cellular component: transcription factor TFIID complex. The record is from RefSeq and is a predicted model, not a curated record. The transcript has 7 exons. Lineage: Eukaryota; Metazoa; Arthropoda; Insecta; Diptera; Cecidomyiidae. Gene Ontology annotation, molecular function: protein heterodimerization activity. Bases 543 to 4337 code for a protein of 1264 amino acids.
UCUGAAUGAUGUUUAUCGUGUGAAUGUGAUAUUUUAUAAAAGAGAUGAUAAGCAAAUGCACUGAAUCAAAUAAAAAAAAAUCCAAUUCCAAAUCAACAGAUUCAAUUGUAAAGAGGAAACAAAAUUUUUGUUGAAUUGCACCGUGUACAGAAUGAUACAAAUGUUGAAUGCCGAUAUUUUUCAUCCAAACUCAAUGUUAUAUUGAAUACACCGUGUUGAUUUUCUGCUGUUCGAUUCGAGUUUGACGUUGACGUUUAAUGAGCCUUUCGUUCAGUCAGUCAAAAAAAAAUACAACAACUUGAAUGGAAAUUUUAGUUGUACUGAUGUGCGAUGCGAGGAGAUCGUUUUUACAUUUGUGUUAAUUGAUAAAUUGUUAAAAAUGUAUAUUAAACAUUGUGAACAAAAUUCUGGUACUAUGUGAAGGAUACUAAGUUUGAAGUGAAGCGCUAUUGUUUUUUUUUGUUGUAGCGUUUGCCCAUCAAAACUCAAAGUUAAAAAACUAAUUGAAUUUCCUAAAAAAGUAGUUAAAAGAUAAAAAAAAUAUGUCAUUACCGUACAUUCAACAAUUGACAAAAGUGAUUGUGGCUCAAAUCACACAAACCAUCGGAUGGAAUUCCAUUCAGACAACACCAUUGGAAUUAAUCACUGAUAUUUUACAUAAAUAUCUUGAGGAACUGACGCGCCAAACGCAACGUUAUACCGAACUAUAUGGUCGCACCGAGCCGAAUUUAGAUGAUAUUGCAUUAGCAUUCAAUGAUCUUAAUAUUAAUAUAGCCGAUUUGGAAGAGUACAUAACAAAUGUCGAUUCAGUGCCAUGCAUUGUAAAUGUACCGAAAUUUCCCAUUGCAAAAGAAUCAAAUUUGAACUUUCUCAAGCCAGGUUCGAAGGAAGUGGUCACUCGACCUGUUCACAUACACGAACAUCUGCCACCAAUUCAACCGCAUGAAGAAACGCCACCAGCCGAAGAAGCACCCAAACUCGAUGCAAUUAUUCAAGACGAACAUAAUAGUACGAACAUUAUACAAACAUAUAUUAGCACAAAUCAAAUAAGUGAUCGGCCGGUGUUAAUGGAUGAAAAUGGUAUUUUUGAACACGAUGGAACGAUUGAAGGUAGUGAAGCGAUUAAUGUGAUUGGCGAGACAACUGUCAUUGAAAAUCAUACCACAGUCUCAAAUGACGAGAACACAUUCAGAAAACCAUUUGAUGUAAUACCAUCAACACAAACCGCAGCUCAUCGACCACCGCCGUCGACAUCAAUUAACAACAACGAAAACGGUUCAAAUGCCGGCAGAAAAACACGUGAGAUUGUUAGUUGUUUUAUGACCACGGGUGGAUUUAUAUCACCAGCUCGUGAGGGAAAAUUGCCAGAAGCAAGAAAACCAAUUGUUAUCCCCGAAGAACCUGAACCUGAAGAAAUUGAAAUAAAACAACGUACACCAAGUCCUGAAAUUAUUGAAAGUAAACAUCAUGAUUUAGGUAAAGAUGCACAUAAUACCAGUCACACCGAUGGUUCAUACGAAGAUGGUGAAAACACUAAAGGUGUCAAAUUGUAUGAAGUAAUACAAACGAUGCCGGAUGCAUUACAAAAGAAAAAAACGAAAAAAUCUCAAAUUGAUGUUACACAAAUAAAAGAGCAAAAGAAACAAAAGAAAAUCAACCAAUUGAAAGCCAAUCGAAACAACGAUCAUCCAUUUAGUCAUAUUAUUCCAAAAGGUGAUGGCUCCAUGCCGAUGAACAAUUCGGAUCCUUCGCCCGUUUAUGAGAAAAUGAAAAAGAAAUUUGCAAGAUUGGAUACACUCAAAAAGAAAUAUAAACAAAAACAAUUGAACGGCAAUCUACCAUUUUCGGUCAAUGAUACACCCGAAUUACAAGAAAAACCACGCAAAAAGAAAAUGUCCAAAUUAUCGAAGAAGAACUUACAAGCUAUUGGUCUGAAUCCGAAUGUAAUGGAAGGAUUUACUAUUCCAUCGGUCACACUCGAUCCAUAUUCAAUGCAUGAGACAGCAACGAAUGCCUAUCCACCAAAGGAAAGUCUCAAAAAAAUCAAACAAUUUCAAAAAUUAUCAACCGAGCCGGAUAAACAGAAGAUUAAAUUCUUUAAAAAAUUAUCAUCAACCGCAUCCAAUUUGCUGAGCAAACCGAAUGAUGAUCCACAUGAAUAUGAUCGCAUGUUGAAUCCAAUUGUGCAUCCGAUGCUAUCGAACCAUCCAAAUGAUUUGAAUCAUCAAAUGGUCGGCCAAGAAUUAUUUGAAAAUGAUAGAUUUGGUAGUGGUGGAAAAUUCGAUCAUAUUUGCGGAAUGACAGACAUGAAUCGCAUGCCACCCAACUUGGACAAUUUGCCGCCUAGUAAAAAAUUAAAACUUCUAAAGAAAUUGAAUAAACCUCCCAAAGAGCCAAAAAUAACGAAAACUAAAAAAUACAAAAAAGAUCCACUAGCAAAGAAAGAACGAGUACCAAAAACUCCAAAACUAUUAGAUCCACCAUAUGUUAUGACACCGAUACCACCGCCAGUGUCAUCAUAUAAUGUCGAAGAGAAUCCUCUAUCAAAAAUGUUUUUAAACGAUGAUUUCCGUCCGAAUGUCGGUUUAAUCAAUCAAUACCCGAUGCCUGGUUUGAAUUUCAAUCCACUUUUUCAAUCUGUUCGCUUUGAUUUGCCCGUACGUGAUCAAAUUCAAAAUAAUCCAUUUGGUCCGGGUCUUCAAAAUUUCGACUUUGCCAAUUUAAAUCGUUUUAAGCGACCCAAUUUUAAUGAUCCCACACAUCAAAAAGAUGCGGAAAAUUUAUCCAAACAUUCGCAAGACACAUCGAAACCAUUAUGUAAUGUUGCACCACUCAUGCCACCGUCGUUUGAUAUCGAAAUGCACCACAAAAAUGAAUACAUUGCAAAUUCAUCAUUGAAUGAAUCGUUGCAUUCGUCACAAAAACACUAUCAAGAACCGUCAAACGCCAACUUUGGUUCAAAGAAAAGUGUCAUGUUUAGCAACGCAAAUCCACAUGUUCAUGAAGUAUACAAUUCACCGAUUGUAAUCAGUGGUGAUGAUGAUGAUGAUGACGAGGACGAUGAUGAUAAUGACGAUAAUAAUAAGCAUCGGAAUCCAUCACAUUCACCUAGUCAUCCAAGUAUUAGCGGUUUCGAGGUAAAACGAAAGAAGGUCAAAGAUAAAAAGGACAAAGAGAAAAAGGAGAAAAAGGACAAAGACACUGGCGCAGUUAAAUUGAAAAAGAAAAAAGAUAAAAAAGAUAAAUCAAAGAACAAAGGUGAACACUCAAAAUCACCGAAAGAUAAGUCAGCGCUGAAAAAAGAAAAGCGCGAAAAGAAAAAGGAACGUGAACGGUCGGCCGCCUUGGUAAAUGAUGCAAAUGAUAGCAUAGUAACAACUUCGAAUAUAUUCUAUGGUUCUACACAAGCACAUACCGAAUGGCAACAUGAUGCCUUUUCCAAAGAUCCCGAUCACAGCCACAUCGGCAAUAAUAGUUUAGAUAUGAAUCAAACAUUCAACACGGAAAAUAGUAAUUUAGAAACAAGUACAAUUCCAAAACUGACACUCAAACUAGCACCAUCGUCAUCGUCACCAUCAUCACGGACAUCACGACCAUCAACGCCUGACUUUCCAGUUAGUAAAAAAAGCAGCUCAAAAAAGAAGAAAAAGCAAUGGCGCACAAUGGACGAAGACAGUGAAAAAAGCGAUGUUGAAGUCGUUGGUAUUUGUGGAAAGUUGGAUGAACAGACAAGUGAACAAAUAGCACGAGAACCAUCUCCAGAAUUAGCUAGAAUAAGCGCAUUAAUAACAAGACCACCAAAACAGAAAUCAUCAAACAAACAACAAACGACCGAUUUUAAUUCAACAAUUAAAAAUGAAUAUUUCGAUGCUUCGGUACCAGCUCGAAGUGAUUAUAAUUCGUCGAUGGCAAGUUCAACAGUUCUGCCACCAACCCCGUCCGGUCGUGGUCGACCAAAAGGUUCGAGUAGUUUAAAAUCUUCAAAAUCCAAAUCUUCUAAAGCAAGUGCCUCAUUUGCAAGCGACCCAGAUAAAAAAUCUCAAACGUUCGACAAUCAGUCAAAUAUUAUUGAUCCUCAUAACGUGCCGAAUGUUAUCCAAGCUGAUGAGCAGACAAAUGAUGAGAAUCAAGUAUGGAUUUGUCCGGCUUGCGGCAGAGUUGAUGAUGGAACUCCAAUGAUUGGUUGUGAUGGCUGCGAUGAUUGGUACCAUUGGGUAUGUGUCGGCAUUCUUGUUCCUCCCAACGAAGACCAAGACUGGUUUUGUCGUGUAUGCAUAUCACGGAAGCAGGAAGAUAAAAAGAAGAAACGAAAGAAAAAAGACAAAAAGGAUCAUUAGCAAAAUUAAUGGCGUUAUGGACCAGGUCUCUCCUUCAUUUGAAUUUAGUUGGGGCGGAAUUUAUUUUCAACUUGGCACCAUAUUUCUUAUAAAUUUUAUAAUAUUGUUGUCUGUAUGCUUCAUACACAAUGUAAAUAGCAUUCGAUUUAUUUAAUGUUCAAUAAACGGAAAACACUGAAA